Messenger RNA from Closterium sp. NIES-65, 708 nucleotides. Lineage: Eukaryota; Viridiplantae; Streptophyta; Zygnematophyceae; Desmidiales; Closteriaceae. The record is from the annotation of a GenBank genome assembly.
AUGGGCGCCUAUCUCUAUGGGCGCCUACCUCUAAGGGCGCCUAUCUCUUUGGGCGCCUAUCUCUAUGGGCGCCUAUCUCUAGGGGCGCCUAUCUCUAGGGGUGCCUAUCUCUAUGGGCGCCUAUCUCUAUGGGCGCCUAUCUCUAGGGGCGCCUAUCUCUAUGGGCGUCUAUCUCUAGCAGCGCCCAUCCUCUAUAGGCGCCUAUCUCUAGGGGCGCCUAUCUCUAGGGGCGCCUAUCUCCAUGGGCGCCUAUCUCUAGGGGCGCCUAUCUCUAGGGGCGCAUAUCUCUAUGGGCGCCUAUCUCUAGGGGCGCCUAUCUCUAUGAGCGUCUAUCUCUAUGGGCGCCUAUCUCUAUGGGCGCCUAUCUCUUUGGGUGCCUAUCUCUAUGGGCGUCUAUCUCUAGGGGCGCCUAUCUCUAGGGGCGCCUAUCUCUAUGGGCGCCUAUCUCUAUGGGCGCCUAUCUCUAGGGGCGCCUAUCUCUAUAGGCGCCUAUCUUUAGCGGCGCCUAUCUUUAUAAGCGCCUAUCUCCUAAGGGCGCAUAUCUCUAGGGGCGCAUAUCUCUAUGGGCGCCUAUCUCUAGGGGCACAUAUCUCUAUAGGCGCCUAUCUCUAUGGGCGCCUCUCUUUAGGGGCGCCAAUUUCUAGAGGCGCCUAUCUCUAUGGGCGCCCAUCUCUAGGGGCGCCUACCUCUAGGGGCACCUAUCUCUAG